AUGGAUACCGAGAUGACCAACGGAACAGAGAACACGAUGGUUCCCAGAAUUUGCUUGAACGACAUCCUCGGCCCCAGGUUCGAGCCUCACCGAGCCCGCCUGGUGAGGCUACUAGGUACGAGAGAUGUCUUGCGCCUUAGCCAAACGUGUCGAGAAGUCCAGCAAGCCUUCAGGUCGCGGGAGUGGAAUAUUAAUAGCAGACUGGCACGGUUCUUCGACGACCCAAGAGCAUUCCGUGCCGAAAUCGGUCAUUGCAAUGCCUUGAUUACUGGAAGCUUCGUGUUGGAGUUCUUCGCGCGAACCGUUUCGCCAGGAGACCACCUCAAGAUACUGGUACAGAAGGGGCAGGACGCAGAUAGGCUGGAAGCCUGUUUCCUUAGUGUUGGAUAUCAACUCACCAACGUCAACUCUUCGUUUGAAACGCAGGAACGCACUCUCAUCAAGCACGGCACCAAUGGUGCCGUCACCAUACUCUACCUUUACAUGUCCGGCACAAAGAUACCCCUCGAUCCUGUCUUGAAUAGCCCCACGUCAGACAAUGUCAACUUUAUCUCGUGGAACAAAGCCAUAUCAGUAUACGCUAAAUUGACCUUUGUCAAACACGACUCUGUCCUUUUGGCUCCGCGGGACAUGGUGUCUGAAGGUCACCUUGAUUGGCUGGGUCGCCAUGGCUGGAGGAUGCAAACAAGAAUAUCAGCAGUUCGAAAGGACCUGGCAGAUUUCACGCAGCAGCGUUCAGACACGGUGGCUGUAGGUCACCGAAGGGUCGGGGAUAUUCUCUGCUGGACGAUGCCUCUGGACACGACAUCGGUCGUACGACCAUCGGUGCCUGCUUUCGUCCUCGAAUCGUCCAGACUGGCAAUAACGCCUCCGCCUGCCAUUCGACCCAAUGAGCUCUAUGGUUCUUGGAGUGCUUUCAACGAAGGCGAACAUUUCACCAUCCAUACGAAAACACUUAGUUCUCAUGUACUCCGCUACAAAUACACGUUCGGCUACACGGACCGCGACGACGGCAAGUAUUUUACACCUUGGGAAGAGGUCCAAGGCCACUGCAAUAUAUCUCUGCUUGGACAGUUGUGGAAACUCGGUGCCAACGAACGUAAGAGACUCACAGACGGCAAAACGCCAGCCGAAGUGCUCUCACAUCUGAACGUUCAUGAACUCGACAAGCCAGAAGGGUGGGAUUAUUUCGACGACGAGCUCACCGACCUCAUUGAAAGGCUGUGGCGUCAAAUGAUCGGACGCAAUCGAUAUCCGACAGUACCGAUGUGA
Molecule: messenger RNA, 1272 nt
Organism: Anthostomella pinea
Lineage: Eukaryota; Fungi; Ascomycota; Sordariomycetes; Xylariales; Xylariaceae
Source: the annotation of a GenBank genome assembly